AUGUUGACAAGGGGAAGGGAUAUAAUUACUCAUUUUCAUUUUAAUUUCCCGAUUUUUUUUAAUAUAAGGUACAAAUGCAAUUUGAACCUUAAGAAGACGAAUAAUCAUUUUUUAAAAAACUUAUGUAACAAAAAUGUUAUAAAUAAUAUGGAUUGCUUAAAUUUAAUUGAAAACAUGAAAUAUGUAAAUGAGAAUAAUGUAAGUAAAGAUAUUAUUUUGCGUUAUAUAGAAAAAUUGAAAUGUGUGAAUAAUAUGUGGAAUGUAAAUAAGAUAUAUGUUAUUUUGAAGACAUUAAUAAAAUAUAAUAUAUAUGAUAUGAUAUUAUUAAACAAGAUAGAAAAUAAUAUUAUUAAUAUAAAUAUAGUAGAUGAUAUAAAAAAGGAUUAUUAUGAAAAUAUUUAUAUUAUAAGAAUAUCUUAUGUAUUAUAUGCAUUUUAUUAUUUUUUAAAUAAAAAUAUUAAUCUACAAGUUGUAGACAAAUUAAUUAAUAUUCUCCAUAGAAAGAUUGAUUAUAUUAUAUAUCAUAAAGAUUUUUUUAAUGAGUUUAUUUUAAAUCAUAUUAAAAAAUAUGAUGAACAAAAUAAAAAAAAUGUAACUUAUAAGAAGGAUACACCAUGUAAUGAUUUGUUGAAGGAUAGGGAUAUAAAGGUUGGUAUGAAUAAUGUGAAAAAAAAAAUAUCAAACAUGUCAAACAUAUCAAACAUGUCAAACAUGUCAAACAUAUCAAACAUAUCAAACAUGUCAAACAUGUCAAACAUGUCAAACAUAUCAAACAUGUCAAACAUGUCAAACAUAUCAAACAUGUCAAACAUAUCAAACAUGUCAAACAUAUCAAACAUGUCAAACAUGUCAAACAUGUCAAACAUAUCAAACAUGUCAAAUGUAUAUAAUAUAUCUAAUCAUAUGUCGAAUAAUAUUCAUGAUAAUAUAAAUCAACAACCUUUGACCCUCCAAUAUGAUACAAAUCAUUCUAGAGAUAUGUUUGUUAGAAAUAUAAAUUUCCAUGAGAUAUAUUUAAGCAUCAUUACUUUAAAGAAGUUGGGAUAUAAUAAAAAUGAAGAAUUUAUACACAAACUGAAGUUUUUAUUUUAUUUUAAUUGUAUUAAUUUGGAUAAUAAGAUAAACGACAAAGAUUUGAAGUAUAUCACUUUAUUGUUUAAUAUUUUUUAUGAGGACACCGAUUUAUAUUUGCUUAGUAUUGUUAAAUAUGUUCUAUUAGAAAAUGAAAAAAAGAAUAAUAUAUUUCCUGAGACAAAUGAAAAUAAAAAUGUGUGUAGUAUACAUGACCUGUCCUUAAUCAUGUUAACAUAUUAUAAUAAAAAAAAAGGAAAAAAAAAAGAACAUACCAUAUAUGAGGAGGAACACAAACAAAGCAAAAUAAAGCAAAAUGAUAUAAAGCAAAAUGAUAUAAAUCAACAUAAUAUAAAGCAAAAUGAUAUAAAUCAACAUAAUAUAAAGCAAAAUGAUAUAAAGCAAAAUGAUAUAAAGCAAAAUGAUAUAAAGCAAAAUGAUAUAAAUCAACAUAAUAUAAAGCAAAAUGAUAUAAAGCAAAAUGAUAUAAAGCAAAAUGAUAUAAAUCAAUAUAAUAUAAAGCAAAAUGAUAUAAAGCAAAAUAAUAUAAAGCAAAAUAAUAUAAAUCAAAAUGAUAUAAAACAAAGUGAUUAUGCUAAGGAGGAACCUAGUAUAACAUAUAAUAAUUUUGAGGACACAAAUUAUCAAGUUAAGGAUAAUAUAAUAAGCAUUAUUGAUCAUAUUAACUAUUUAAGUGAUUAUAAAAAGAUGAAUUUAAAGUAUAUGCUUUCAUAUAUUAAAAGCAGAUAUGAUACAAAUUAUGAUUUAAAGGAUAUUAUAUAUAAUAAUGUUUUACAUUUGUUAUAUAAAAAAUAUGAACACAAUGUAAAUAUGAAUGAAAACAAACGGAUAGAUAAAGAAGAAAAAGAAAAAAAAAAAAAAAAAUUUAAUAAUAAUAAUAAUAAUAUAUAUUAUGAAAAUAUAACUGAAGAUUUACAAAGUUUAAGUGAAUUAAUAAAAAUAUACAAUACAUAUUUAAAAUAUGAUAUAGACAUAUUAUAUUAUAUAUAUAUUAAAAAAUAUAUAGAAUAUUGCAAUAUUGAAACAAUAAUGAAUAUAUUUCAAGCCUAUAUUUUUGUAUACAACAUUAAUAAUGAGGAUAGCAAAAAUUAUAAUUACAUAAUCUCAUCGAAUGAGAAGCAACAGAUGAAAGAUAAAAAAGAAGAAGACAACAAGGAGAAUAACAACGAAAAUAAAAAUAAAAAUAAAAAUAAAAAAAACAACAACAACAACAACAAUAAUAAUAAUAAUAAUGAUAAUAAUGAUAAUAGUUAUAAUAAGUAUCAUUGUGAUGUUCGUAUGAAUAUACGUAACAAUUUAACAAAUUUAAAUAAUGUUGUUAUACAAAUAAUUAGCUCCAAAUCCUUAUAUAGAUUAUACCAUAUGUCAAAUAUUAACCAGAUAAGUCAUAUUUUAUAUUAUUUAUAUCAAAUAUAUAAUAUUAUAGAAAAUAAUAUAUAUGAAGAAUUAUAUAUUAACAAAUUAUAUAAUCAUAUAAAAAAUAUCGCAUUAAUUAGAUUAAAAAAUUUUUUAAAUAAUCAGGAAAAUAAAAGGAACAUAGAUACCUUCAAUGUUGAACAUAAUGAGGAGGGAAGCACAUUGAAGAACAUAGAAUGUGAUAAUUUUGUAUCAGAAAAAUAUAUGGAAACAUUAAAAAAUGAUGACAAAUAUAAUAAUUAUAUAGGAUAUAAUAAUAAUAAUAAUAAUAAUAAUAAUACAUCACGUAAUAAUAUAAUAUACAAUCAGGAUGAUAAAUAUUAUAACAAUGAUAAAAUGAAUAAUAUAUUAUCAUAUGAACAUAUGAUAAUUAAAAGAAAUGAGAAGCUUGAAAAAAAGAAUAUUGAAGAAAAAAAAGAAUUUAAUGAAUAUAAAAAUAUGUAUACAUUCAAAUAUACAAAUGACAUCAUAAAUUCUAUUAUAUUAUUAUUUAAUAUAUUUAGUAAAAGAAGUGAUACUAAAAAUAUAUCAAGUAUGAUUUUAAAAAUAUUGAAAAAUUCACAAUUUCAUGAAAGCAAUUAUUCAUGUAGUACAUACAUAAACAUACUGAACUCAUUUGCAAAAUUAAGAUAUAGAAAUGUUAAUAUGAUACAUAUGUUAUUAUUAAAAAUAAAUGAAAAUAUUGAUACUUUACAUUUUUUGGAAUAUACAAAUCUUAUAAUAUCCUUGUCAAAGUUAAAUAUAGUUGAUACUGAUUUUAACAAAUAUGAUAACAAUAUAUUUUUUAAUGGAAACCAUAAAAUUAGAAAUAAUAAUAAUAAUAAUAAUAAUAAUGAUAAGGAUGGAAUAAAUCAUAUAUUUUUAAACAAAUAUAAUGAUAAUGAAGUAGAUGGAAUAAAUUAUAUACAAGUUACUAAUAAUUUAUAUGAUAUUCUUAAAAAAAUAGAUGAAAAAAUCUAUUCUGUUUCUUUUGUUCCAUGUUAUAAAAUGAUUCUUAUUAUAUCAAACCUUUUACAUAGUUAUAUCGUGUUAGGGUUUGAUAAAAUUCAUUUUAAAAGUAUAAAUAGAAUGAUUGAAUGUGUUCAUGAUUAUAUAUUUCUAUAUUUUAAUAAGAAGGCGUUACACAAACAUGAUGCCUCUAAUGAAAUGUGUUUUGUGAAAAACGAAGAUUCUACACGCACAAAAGUACAUAUGAAUGAUGAACAAAAUGAUUUAUAUAAAAUAAGUAAUAAUACAAAAUAUUUUUUUAACAAAAACCACUUCUGGUAUUUCAGUGGUAAAAACGAUAUCAUUAUAACAAAAAGGCAGGGGGACGAGGUACAAAAUAAAGAAAUUGAACAGAAGGAGGGAAGUAAAUUUGAAGAAAUAAAUAAAGAAAAAAAAUUAUAUUUACCUGUACAGUCAUUAUACCAAAUAUAUUUAUUUUAUAUAUAUUUUAAUAUGUAUGUAAAAUAUUUAUUUACAUGUUACAUUAAUUGUUGUAAUGAGGAAAAGGGUGUAUCUAAAGAAGAUAAAGAGAUGAUAGGAAUCAAGAAUAGAUAUAAUACAAUCAAUAAGUUUGAUCAUAAUGUAUCAUAUAAUUAUUCUUCGUUUAAUACAUUGUAUAGUCCAUAUAUGUUUUUAAAAAAUAAAAAGACAAACAAUGAGGAGGUAUUUGAUGGUUCAUUACAUAAAAUUUUGAGUGAAAGUAGUAUAUAUGUAUUAAAUAAUUUAUUUAAUUUUGUUAAAUAUAUAAAUAAUUUCUUACAUAAAGCUAGUUAUGAAAAAUAUAAUUUUUUUUUACCAUUUUUAAAUGAUUAUAUAAAAAAUCAAAAAAAAAAUGAGGACUUGAUUGAACAAGUUAAAGCAUGUCGUGUUCAUUAUAAUGAAUAUAAUAAAAAAAUAGCAUCGUCAAGUUUUCACAGGGACGUUUUUAUAACAUUACGUGCUUUGGAUGUUAAAAAUAUGGAGUGUGAGGUACCCUUUCUUGAUGGUAUAUACACUAUAGAUAUUGUUAUAGGCAACAAGAUAUGUAUCGAAAUUAAUGGACAUAAUCACUACUAUUAUGACAAGGACAUGAAAAGAUGUUAUGACAAAAUUGAAGCACAAAAUUUAAUAAAAUAUUAUUUGUUGAGUAAAAAAUAUAAACUCAUAUUAGUAAAUUAUUUUGAAUGGGUUAAUCUUUCUACGGUUGAAGAGAAAAAAGAAUUCUUGAUGAAAAAAAUAAAAUCGACAAAUAUGUUUUAG
Molecule: messenger RNA, 4734 nt
Organism: Plasmodium reichenowi
Lineage: Eukaryota; Apicomplexa; Aconoidasida; Haemosporida; Plasmodiidae
Product: RAP protein, putative
Exons: 3
Coding region: 1-4734 (1577 amino acids)
Source: RefSeq, a predicted model, not a curated record